UCUUGGCUCGUGCGCUCCCGCGAGGCGCAGCGGGCAGACAGCAGCGCGCGGCUCGCUGCAGAGACCUGUCUCUUUAAGUUGGUGUCAAAGCCGAUUAGCGCUGAUCUCCGUCGUGAUUCUGUUUUCACCGUCUGUUCUCUGAGUCUAUUUUUGUUUUGCGUUGCUGACGGACCGAGAGGUUUUGUGCAGAGACGCUCGGCGGUUCGAGCGCCAGGUAACUCCACGUCAAAGUUUGGAGCGAAACGUCGCGAAGUGCGGUUUGUUUUCCGCGGCUCCGCUCGGCAGGUUAGCCCGCGUUAAAACCCCGGUCUGAGGAGCUGUGAGUGCGGUGCGCGCUGCGCCGCGGACGCUCCAACUUUUUAUACCAUGGUAAGCCUGGAUUACCUUUUCCUGCAAAUGGAGACACUACCCGCUUUCUCCUCUGUAUCCUUCCGCUAAAAAUAACGGCAGUCCCCGGAGCACAGCGGGAGAUGUGAUGUGAUGCGUCGGGUGACUGUUUGAAGUUGGCACCAAAAAAAAAAAAACCUACCCCGGGUGAACGUAAAAUGCAGAAGAGCGUGCGGUACAAUGAGGGCCACGCUCUGUAUCUGUCGGUGGUUGCGCGUAAAGAGGGCACCAAGCGCGGCUUCCUGAGCAAGAAGACCACGGAGAACAGCCGCUGGGCCGAGAAGUACUUCGCCCUCUACCAGAACGUGCUCUUCUACUUCGAGAACGACCAGAGCACGAGGCCCUCCGGUAUUUACCUGCUGGAGGGAUGCACGUGCGAGCGGGCACCGGCGCCCAAGGUCUCCGCCAUCAGCAAGGAGCCCAUGGAGAAACAGCAGCACUAUUUCCUGGUCAUCUUCGGCCACGAUGGACAGAAACCUCUGGAGCUGCGGACGGAGGAAGAGACAGACUGCAAUGAGUGGGUGGAGUGCAUCCAGCAGGCCAGUUACUCUGACAUCAUCAUCGAGCGCGAGAUCCUGAUGCAGAAGUACAUUCACCUGGUCCAGAUCAUGGAGACUGAGAAGAUUGCAGCCAAUCAGCUUCGCACUCAGCUGGAGGACCAGGACACUGAGAUUGAGAGGCUUAAAGCUGAGAUUGUCGUGUUGAACAAAGCCAAGGAGAGGAUGCAGCCUUACCAGAACAACCAGGAGGAGGAAGACCCGGAUAUUAAAAAGAUCAAGAAGGUCCAGAGUUUCAUGCGUGGCUGGCUGUGCCGGAGGAAGUGGAAGAUCAUUGUUCAGGACUACAUCUGUUCCCCUCACGCUGAGAGCAUGAGGAAGAGGAAUCAGAUCGUCUUCAACAUGGUGGAGGCAGAGACGGAGUACGUCCACCAGCUGUCCAUCCUGGUGAACUGUUUCCUCCGCCCGCUACGCAUGGCCGCCAGCUCCAAGAAACCUCCCAUCAGCCACGACGACGUCAGCAGCAUCUUCCUCAACAGUGAGACCAUCAUGUUUCUGCACGAGAUCUUCCACCAAGGUCUAAAGGCCCGGAUCGCCAACUGGCCCACGCUGGUUCUGGCCGACCUGUUUGACAUCUUGCUGCCCAUGCUGAACAUUUACCAGGAGUUUGUGCGUAACCACCAGUACAGUCUGCAGGUGCUGGCGAACUGUAAACAGAACAGAGACUUUGACAAGCUGCUGAAGCAGUACGAGUCCAACGCUGCUUGCGAGGGACGGAUGUUGGAGACAUUCCUCACGUAUCCCAUGUUCCAGAUUCCACGGUACAUCAUCACUCUCCACGAGCUGCUCGCGCACACGCCUCAUGAGCACGUGGAGCGAAAGAGUCUGGAGUUUGCUAAAUCCAAACUGGAGGAGCUGUCGAAGAUGAUGCACGAUGAAGUGAGCGACACGGAGAACAUCAGGAAGAAUCUGGCCAUAGAGCGGAUGAUCGUAGAAGGCUGUGACAUCCUGUUGGACACAAGUCAGACCUUCGUCAGACAAGGCUCUCUCAUCCAGCUGCCGUCCAGCAGUGAACGGGGCAUGCUCAGUAAGGUCCGCCUGGGCUCCCUCUCGCUGAGGAAGGAGGGGGAGAGGCAGUGCUUUCUGUUCACCAAACACUUCCUCAUCUGCACCCGAACAUCUGGAGGAAAGCUUCACCUGCUCAAGCAAGGAGGAACGUUGUCUCUGAUCGAGUGUACGCUCAUUGAAGAGCUGGAUGCCAGCGAUGAGGACUACAACGCAGCAGGUCAAGGCUUCAGCCAUCUGGAGUUUAAAAUAGUGGUGGAGCCUCCUGACGGUCAGUCCUUCUCUGUCGUCCUCUUGGCUCCGUCUCGCCAGGAAAAGGCUGCGUGGACCAGCGACAUCAGCCAGUGCAUCGAUAACAUCCGAUGUAACGGCCUGAUGACCAGUGUGUUUGAGGAGAACUCCAAAGUUUCCGUGCCGCACAUGAUCAAGUCUGAUGCCCGACUGCAUAAAGACGACGUUGACAUUUGCUUCAGCAAGACGCUCAACUCCUGCAAGGUCCCACAGAUCCGAUACGCCAGCGUGGAGCGUCUGCUGGAGCGACUCACGGACCUGCGCUUCCUCUCCAUAGAUUUCCUCAACACCUUCCUCCACACUUACAGGAUCUUCACCACAGCUGCCGUGGUCAUUGACAAGCUGGCGGACAUCUACAAGAAACCGUUUACGUCCAUACCUGUCAGGAUUGAGCAGCAUUCAUGUGACCGUCUGUCCAUCAUGUCCCUCUGUCCUGACUACAGUCUGAAGAUCACACAGCUUGCACUGGACCAGUCUAAGUCUCUGGAGCUCUUCUUCGCGACCAACCAGGGCGCCUGGGGAACGGACCCCCUGAACAACAAAUCCCCGAGGCUCUGCCGCAAGUUCUCCUCUCCUCCUCCCCUCUCCAUCCCCUCCCGCACCUCCUCCCCCGUCCACUGUCGCAAGCUCUCCCUCAGCUCCCCGAUCAGUGUGAAAGCGGGAGCCUUGGACCUGUCUACCACUCCCUCCUCCUCUGCAGCCAAUUCCCCCACCUCCAGUCACAGCCCCUCCAUCUCCUCUCCUCCUCCCAGCUCAACCAGGCCCCCCUCGGGCUUUUCCUCCCCUCCGCCCACCGCCACGCGCUCUCCCAGCCUCCCCCAGGCCUCUGGGGUGUCCUCGCCUCCUCCCAUUUCCACCAAGGCCCCUCUGGACCUCAGCCGUGGUCCCAGCUCCCCAGAGCUGAGCCCAGCUGCAGGGGAGGACGUCAGCGGAGAGCUGCCUCGCAUCGACGCCUUCUGUGGGAAGCUGAGGAGAAGCAUCCGCAGGGCUGUCUUAGAGUCAGUAUCUCUGGACAAGUUUAUUCCUGAAUCACCUGCGAGCAGCGAGCCGGGCGACUUGUCUCCCUGUCGCUCACCUUCGACGCCGAGGCAUCUCCGCUACCGACAGACAGGAGUCACAUCAGGGGAGAACUCUCGCUGUACGAUGUCGCCGGCUUCAGCGUUUGCGAUCGCCACUGCCGCCGCCGGGCACAGCAGCUCCCAGGGUUUUAGUAAUUCUGAAAAGGCCUGUGACAAAGAAUUCAUAAUUCGCAGAGCUGCUACCAACAGAGUUCUCAAUGUGCUGCGACACUGGGUUUCCAAACACUCUCAGGACUUUGAAAUGAGCAGCGAGCUGAAGAUGGGGGUGAUAAGUCUCUUGGAGGAGGUGCUGCGGGAUCCGGACCUGCUGCCGCAAGAGAGGAAAGCAACAACAAACAUAUUAAGUGCCCUUUCACAAGAAGAACAGGAUGAUGCUCAGCUGAAGAUAGAGGACAUAUUACAAAUGGCCGAGAGUCCUAAGGCAGAGUGCUUUGAGUCUCUCUCAGCGAUGGAACUGGCAGAACAGAUCACUCUGCUGGAUCACAUUGUGUUCAGGAGUAUUCCCUACGAGGAGUUCCUCGGUCAGGGCUGGAUGAAGGUCGACAAGACUGAGAGGACUCCGUACAUCAUGAAGACCAGCCAGCACUUCAACGAUAUGAGUAACCUGGUGGCGUCUCAGAUAAUGACCCACACUGACGUGGGCUCCAGGGCCAGCUCUAUAGAAAAAUGGCUGGCGGUGGCAGAUAUCUGUCGCUGCCUCAACAACUACAACGGCGUGCUGGAGAUCACCUCUGCUCUCAACCGCAGUGCCAUCUACAGGCUGAAGAAGACCUGGGCCAAAGUCUGCAAACAGACAAAGGCUCUAAUGGACAGGCUGCAGAAGACAGUGUCCUCAGAGGGGAGGUUCAAGAAUCUCAGAGAGACACUGAAAAACUGUAACCCUCCAUGUGUGCCGUACCUGGGCAUGUACCUCACUGACCUGGCUUUCAUUGAGGAAGGAACCCCCAACUUCACUGAGGAGGGCCUGGUGAACUUCUCCAAGAUGAGGAUGAUUUCUCAUAUCAUCCGCGAGAUUCGUCAGUUCCAGCAGGCACCGUACAGGAUAGAGCACCAGCCCAAGGUGACUCAGUUCCUCCUGGAUAAGACGCUGGUGAUGGAUGAAGAUACCCUCUAUGAGCUGUCGCUGAAGAUUGAACCCCGGGUUCCACCUGGCUAAUUAUAAUCAUCAUCACACAAACACGAAAUCUUAACACGCAAUUUUUUUCAGCACAAACAGGCAAACAGUGAAUUAAGGCAACUCGAGUCUGACUCUUAGUGAAACGGGAGGAUGUUGCAUCGAACACCACCGGUUACUGGGCUCAGGACACUCAGGAGAAAAUGUGCCUUGCUGUAUGAAUAUCUGAUGUGUAUAUUUAGCAAACACAACGGACUCUGUGACACAAAACUCUUUGCCAUACAAUUGUACAGUUAUGACUGUAGAAACAACCAUGUUAGCUACUGAACGUGGCUUUAGAAAGUAACCAGUUGCUGCUAUCACACUGUAAAUACCAAACAAUCUGCCUCUGUAGUCUUACACAUCUGCUCAGAUGGGUUCUGUAUUACAUGUCUGACCGCGGCCAGGUUGACCUGCUUGUGGGGGCGAACCGUUAUUACCCCCUCUGUGCACUGUGUCUGUGUGCUGGCCCCAGGUUUGCUGUGUGGCAGCUUCCAAAUGAAUUCACACAGAUGCACCAUGUACACACGGCAUCUACACGGGGUGUCUAAGGAGAACUGGAAGCUGCUGUUGCAGUGAAAGUUGAUCACGGGGAUCAAACGCAGAAACAGGUUUUUUCAGCUCAUGGAGGAAACACCUCACAGGGCAGCAGAACACGCUGCGAGCUCUGAACAUCGACAUCUCAGCUUAUAAAGCUGAGGUGAAGUGGAACAGACACAGAGGAACAUUACAUUUAUCUGGAGUUCUGUUUGUGUCCACCUGAUGAAUGUAACUCUCCAUUUAACUUAAUUUCCAUAGAGCCAAAACAAUGAGCUGAAAGAUGCUAAAAUACUGUGUAGAGUUAAAGGGGGCUGAGGAGUCGGGUGAGGGUUCUCUCUGGGUUUGUCGCUAUGAGCCAACGCUUGCACUUAACGCCGUCAUUUCAACCACUUUCAGUAUUUAAACGUUGAUCAGUGCUGCUGUUAAUGCCGUUCACUCACGCCUGCAGUCAGCUGACUCAGGAGAAGGACCCGGGCACAGAGCGUUCCCCACAGAACGCGGCUGUUCCUGCGAGCUAAGACCUCUUCAGCACAGGGUUUCUGGGGAUCCUGGGAGUCUGGGUCCCUGGGUGAGUUGGCCGCUUGGUUUUCCAGCCUUUUGUAUGAUACGUCUGUGUGCAGAGACACGCUGGGUUUCCUAAUCAGCUGGAGCACAGUCCAAAUAUUUAAUCUACCUUAAUACUUACUGACUCGUCUGUGUGUCUGUGUCAACUCCGGCUUCACCUCAACAUUUUUAUAUCUUUACUCAUCUGUUAACACAAAAGGAUUCUGUUGUUGUUGCUGUUAUUCUACAGCAUUUGCAUGUUACAGCAAAAAUCUUUGUAUAUUACAAACAUUCCAAAUCUGAAAAUAUGCUUAUAUCAGAUAUCAAAUACUAGAUAUUGUUACGCGUCUUUACAAUCAAAAGCACGUCUGCUUCAAUUCACGUCUUUUCAGUUUUGUAAUUUUAGUCAUUUUGUACACGAAAGUUUCAGAUUUUGAAAAUAGUUUCAUGUCUGCGCUUUUUUAAAAGAACUGGCCCAAAAAGUUUCUCACAUUCAAAACUCAGCAGUUCCAUUUCUUUUCCACGUCUCGCUGGUUUUAUUGGUUCCUCAUCGAUAUGAUCAUUUAAUCAUGUUCAUAUUUUAAACCUUGUUGACUGUGGUAGUAAAAUAGUAAUAACUUUGCACUAUUGCUUUAUAAAAAAAGUCAGUAGACUCUAAACUCGUUUAUAGCAUGAAUAUAGCAUGAUGUCCCCUCCUUCCUCCAGAUCACUGUUAUCCUGGUAGGUGACUGUUACUGAGGUUUGUUAGGUUUGUUCUUGUUCUGCUCGUUUCCUGAUGUCAGGAAUCUUUGAACGAUCUAAUGCAUUAGUGUAUAAGACCCUUGCUUUCUUACACUUUUAUUUUAAAUUCAACUUUUGCUGUUGUAAUUUUUCCAUUAAUUUCUCUGUGUACAGAUAUUUACACACUCACAGGCUUCAAAAUAAAAGAAAAUGUGAA
Molecule: messenger RNA, 6492 nt
Organism: Toxotes jaculatrix (banded archerfish)
Lineage: Eukaryota; Metazoa; Chordata; Actinopteri; Toxotidae
Gene: rasgrf2a
Product: Ras protein-specific guanine nucleotide-releasing factor 2a
Exons: 28
Coding region: 546-4475 (1309 amino acids)
Biological process (GO): Ras protein signal transduction; positive regulation of GTPase activity
Cellular component (GO): plasma membrane
Molecular function (GO): protein binding; guanyl-nucleotide exchange factor activity
Source: RefSeq, a predicted model, not a curated record